UGAUCUGGAUGUGUGUGUGUUCUCAGAGCAAGGCCUGGAGGAGAUGAGGAAGAUCCUGCUGCUGCUGCUGGGCUGUGCUGUACAGUGCAACAGGAAGGAGGACUACAUCGACCGGAUCCAGACGCUGGACUUUGACACGCGGGCAGCCAUCGCCGCUCACAUUCAGGAGGUGACCCAUAACCAGGAGAACGUGUUUGACCUUCAGUGUGUGGAGGAGAGCGAGUCCGUCCCGCACGAUAAAGAUGCCGUCUUCAGACAGCUGACCUUUAACCUCAAGCGCCUCGUAGACGAGAGAGACCAACACGCUGAGAUGAUGGUGUCUCUGACUCUGGAGAGGGACAGUGGGCUCAGCUCUCUGCACUCCGCUCCGUCGCCCGGUGAGUCGAGCAUGAGACGCACGGAGAGCGUGCAGCAUCUGUCGGUGGAGCUGGCCGAUGCUAAAGCCAGGAUCAGACGCCUGCGGCAGGAGCUAGAGGAGAAGACAGAGCAUCUGCUGGACUGCAGACAGGAGCUGGAGCACGUGGAGACAGAGGUCAAGAGACUGCAGCAGGAAAACCAGCAGCUGCUGUGUGACGCGCGCUCGCUGCGGGCGUACCGUGACGAGCUGGACGCUCUCAGAGAGAAGGCCAUCAGGGUGGACAAGCUGGAAAGUGAAGUGACACGCUACAAAGAGAAGCUCCACGACAUCGAGUUCUACAGGACCAGAGUGGAGGAACUGAAGGAGGACAAUCAGGUUCUGCUGGAGACCAAGAGCAUGCUGGAGGACCAGCUGGAGUCUUUCAGAGCUCGGUCUGAUAAACACCAUGAGCUGGAGAAGGAAAACCUGCAGCUCCAAAACAAGAUCCAUGACCUGGAGAUGGAGCGAGACAUGGACCGGAAGCGCUUGGAGGAGCUGCUGGAGGAGAACCUGAUGCUAGAGAUGGCCCAGAAACAGAGCAUGGACGAGUCUCUGCAUCUGGGCUGGGAACUGGAGCAGCUCUCCAAGACCACUCCCGAGCUCACUGAAGUGCCGCAAAAGUCUCUGGGUCACGAGGUGAACGAGCUGGUGUCCAGUCAGCUGCUGAAGCUGGAGAAGGAGAAUCAGAUGCUGCUGAAGAGCGUGGAGGAGCUGAAGGCCUCCGGUGAGAGCGGCGCGCGCCUCCGUCUGGAGAAACACAACCAGAAACUCAGCCAGCAGCUGGAGCAGCUGCAGGCGGAGCUGGCUGCAGACAGAGAGAGUCUGCGCAGUGCUGAGAGUCUGAGCGCAGACCUGCUGAAGGAGAUGGCACAGCUGGAGAAAACCCUGGAGACGCUCCAGCAGAACUCCGACAGACAGGUCAAGGGUCUGGAACAGGAGAACGAUCAUCUGAACCAGACCAUCGCCUCUCUCAGACAGCGCUCUCAGGUCAGCGCUGAGGCCCGCGUCAAAGACAUCGAAAAAGAAAACCGCGUGCUGCACAAGUCCAUCAAAGAGACCAGCAGCAAGAUCAACAAGAUGGAGUUUGAGCGCAAACAGCUUCGCAAAGACCUGGAGCACUACAAAGAGAAAGGAGAAAGAGCCGAGGAGCUGGAGAUGGAGGUCCAUCGACUGGAGCGAGAGAAGGAGAGUCUGCAGAAGCGUCUCGCUGCUCUCGCCAUCACCUGCGGGAAGGUGGAGGUGCUGGAGAAGGAGAAUGCCGAGCUGGAAGCGGAGAGCAGGAAGCUGAAGAAAGCAGCGGACGGUCUGAGGAACGUUUCCUAUCAGCUGGAGGUCCUGGAGAAGGAGAACGCUCAGCUGGACGAAGAAAACCUGGAGCUCCGGUGCAUGGUGGAGUCUUUACGGUCCUGCGGAGCCAAGGCUGCCCAGCUGGAGCUGGAGAACAAAGAGCUGGAGAACGAGAGAACCCAACUCAAAAAGAGUCUCGAGCUGCUGAAGGCUUCGUCCAAAAAAAACGAGCGUCUGGAAGUCAGUUACCAAAGCCUCGACGCGGAGAACCAGCGGCUCCAGAAAGCCCUGGAGACUGGCAGCCGCAAGAUUCAGCAGCUGGAGGGAGAGCUGCAGGACACGGAGGUGGAGAACCAGAGCCUGCAGCAGAGUCUGGAGGAGCUGAAGAUCUCCAGCAAAGGCCUGGAGCAGCUGGCGCAGGAGAACACGGCCCUGGAGCAGGAGAACAGUCAGCUGGAGAAGGACAAGAAGCAGCUGGAGAAGGAGAACAAACGGCUGCGACAGCAGGCUGAAAUCAAAGACUCCAGACUCGAUGAAGACAACCUGCGCAUCUCUCAUCUCGAGAAGGAGAACCGCACGCUGGGCAAGGAGGUCGCCGCUCUCAAAGAUAUGUGUGGUCGCGUGAAAGACUUGGAGAAGGACAAUAAGGAACUGGUCAAACAAGCAACCAUAGACAAGAAGACCCUGGUCACUCUGAGAGAGGAGCUUGUCAAUGAAAAAUUAAAGACCCAGCAGAUUAACAAUGACCUGGAGAAGCUGACCCAUGAGCUUGAGAAGAUCGGCCUCAAUAAAGAGGGGCUUCUGGGUGAUGAAGAGAGCUCUGAUGACAGGUUUAAGCUUCUAGAGUGUAAACUGGAGUCCACUCUGAAGUCCUCUCUGGAGAUCAAAGCGGAGAAGAUCGCUGCUCUAGAAGCCCGACUGCAGGAGUCCUCCAACCUCAACCAGCAGCUACGACAGGAGCUCAAAACGGUGAAGAAGAACUACGAGGCCCUGCGCCAGCGUCAGGAGGAGGAGUGUUCGGCUCAGAGCUCGCCUGCUCGAGGACGGGAGGACACACAGAGCAAGUGGGAGAAGCAGAGUCAGGAGGCCACGCGAGAGCUUCUGAAGGUCAAAGACCGACUCAUAGAGGUGGAGAGAAACAACGCCACUCUCCACGCAGAGAAGCAGGCUCUCUGGACGCAGCUGAAGCAGCUGGAGUCUCAGAGCGGGAAUCUCCAGGCGCAGAUAUUAGCUCUUCAGAGACAGGCUGCGUCUCUACAGGAGAACAACACCACGCUACAAACACAGAACGCCAAACUACAGGUGGAGAACUCGACGCUGAACUCUCGGAGCGCCGCUCUCAUGUCCCAGAAUGCUCAGCUGCAGACGCAGCAGUCCGGCACAGAGAGCGAGAGGGACGUGGCCAUACGAGAGAAGGAGGAACUGCGCACGGUGUACGAUCUACUGCUGCAUGACCACGAGAAGCUGUCUGCGCUGCACGAGAGACAGGCGUCGGAGUACGAGGAUCUGAUCGGCAAACACGGAGAGCUGAAGAGCGGUCACAAGAGCCUGGAGCUGCAGCACCGCAGCCUGGAGAACAGGUACAAUCAGCUGCUGAAGCAGAAGACCGAACUGGAGCAGCUGGAGAGAGAUCUCACAGCAGAGCGAGAGAAGAUGAUCUCUGACAGCAAGAGUCAUCAGGACACAGCUGCACAGUACCAGAGGCUCAGCGAGGAGCACCACACGCUGAGCUCCACACACCAGCAGCUCCUGAAGGACAAUGAGCUUCUGCAGACAGAUCAUAAGACUCUUAAGAGUCAGCUGAACACGGCCCGGCUGGAGCAGACGCGUCUGGAGGCCGAGUUCUCCAAACUCAAGGAACAGUACCAGCAGCUGGACAUAACCUCCACCAAACUCACCAACCAGUGCGAGUUGUUAAGUCAGCUGAAGGGGAAUCUGGAGGAAGAGAACCGGCAUUUGCUGGAUCAGAUCCAGACCCUCAUGCUGCAGAACCGGACCCUGCUGGAGCAGACCAUGGAGAGCAAAGACCUGUUCCACGUCGAGCAGAGACAAUACAUUGACAAGCUCAAUGAACUGAGGAGACAGAAAGAGAAACUCGAGGAGAAGAUUAUGGAUCAGUAUAAAUUUUAUGACCCAUCACCUCCACGAAGGAGGGGCAACUGGAUCACACUGAAGAUGAGGAAGCUCAUCAAGCCAAAGAGUCGUGAGCGCAUGCGCUCUCUCACACAGACUCCUCCCCGCUCCGAGUCCAGCGAAGGCUUCCUGACGCUGCUGCAGCCGGACAGUCAGGACAGCUCGUCCGUCGGCUCCGGAUCCAACUCACUGGAGGACAGUCUCACCCACCGCAGCAGCACGCUGAAAAAGCUUCCGUUCAUGAGGAACAGAUCCAAGGAGAAAGACAGAGUGAAGGCCGUCUACCGCCGCUCUAUGUCCAUGAACGACCUGCUGCAGACGAUGGCUCUGUCUGAGGGUCAGUGGUCCAGCAGCACGGAUCAUCUCGAAGCUCCUGACGAGGCCAUCGGCGCUCAGCACGGGAAGGAGUUUGGAUCCAUGGACUACACCAGCCUGACUCUGACCCUGACCCGCGGCCGCAGAGCUCGCCACCGCUCCGAUACAGGCAAUGCCGUGUCCAGUGAUGACAUCACUCAGUUGUCGUCGGAGGAGUGCAGUGUGCUGCGAGCUCAGGGUGUGAUGAACGGCAGCGGGAGCAGCGGUGACGUCACUGUGCGUCUGGACAGCGCUCUGGAGGACAGAUCUGCAGGACGCGAGGUGGUUUCCCUGCAGCAGUUCCUGGAGGAGAGCACAGAGCCAGCAGAGGACGUUCUGUCAGCACAGUCGUCUGGUGUGUCCGGAGCCGCGCCGCAGGCGUCCAGAGAGCGAGUGAAGAGCCGUGGUAUCUUACGCUCGGCCAGCGGUGCACGAGCCGGUCCACCGGGACGUCCCAGCCUGCGCCGGGCCGAGAGCAGCCGUGCCAAGGGCUCCGCGUCGUCUCUGUGUGUGCCGGAGCGUCUGGACUCGUCCUCAGGCCUGCCCCGCGCCAGCAGCGUCAUCUCCACCGCCGAGGGCUCCGUGCGCCGCAGCAGCAUCCACGAGCUGCUCUCCAAGGACAGCCGGCAGCCCGUGCUGGUGGACCCCGCGCCCUCCAGUGAGUACGGCCCCGCUCCCCAGGCCCUACACAAGUCCACUAGCAUGCCCUGCCGCGUACAGGAGCCCGAGCUGUCCAGCCUGCCCAGCCAUUUAAAUUAA
Molecule: messenger RNA, 4930 nt
Organism: Sinocyclocheilus rhinocerous
Lineage: Eukaryota; Metazoa; Chordata; Actinopteri; Cypriniformes; Cyprinidae
Product: girdin-like
Exons: 27
Coding region: 44-4930 (1628 amino acids)
Biological process (GO): cytoskeleton-dependent intracellular transport; cytoplasmic microtubule organization
Cellular component (GO): centrosome; cytoplasm
Molecular function (GO): dynein light intermediate chain binding; microtubule binding
Source: RefSeq, a predicted model, not a curated record